AUGGAAGAAGAAAAAUCUGACGAAGAUGAGGAAGUUAUUAUAGGAAAAAAUAUCAUUCAUAAUAAUUUUGAGAACGCAGAUUUUCUGAAGAACUUUCGAUAUCCAUAUGAAAAUAUUCAUCAUUUUUAUCAAUCCUAUGAGUGUUCGUACCCAUAUGUGAUCAAUAGGAAAUUCACAAUUGAAGAAGAUGAAUUAAAGAAUUCUCUUUUUUUGAAAAACGAAAGAAUUAAUAAGUACAAAACAGCAGCAAAAGUUGAGCAAAAAAGUGAGAGUUUGCAAAGAUGUCAAAUAGAUGAAAGACGUGGAAAACACAGGAAGGUGAAAAAAUUCAUUAUCCAUUUGGUACCUUCCAAAAAUUCCGAGUUUUACAAUUUUCUGAAAAAAAAAAAAGAACAAGUGUUAAGAAAAUAUGGAAAAGAUGAAACGUAUAAAUAUGACUUUCACAUAAGUUUGACCGGGUACUUUUUCUGUGAUAAUAUAAAUGCUUUUAUAAAGAGUCUGUACAUGUACAUGUUUUAUUAUGUCAAGUUGUAUCAUGUGUCCAAAAAGUUGUCAGAUCGAAAUUUAUUUUUUUACAUUCCAUUUAAGUCGGGGCAAGAACAACAUGACAGUUGUUACUCUCAAUAUAUUGAAAAUGGCCCAAGUAACUACAUGAGAGAAAAAUUUUUGAACAAACGAUGUGAUAUGCUGUUGGGAAAGACCUGGAGGAAGCGGUGGAAGGAGCAGUUGAAGGAGCAGCUGGAGAACCAAUUGGAGAAACAGCCGAUGGAGCUGAAACCUCCUUAUGUGAAGCCACAUAACCAAAGGACAUACAAGAUUGAUGCGAAUCGUCAAGAAGGAGGAAAACGUAACACAACUGAGAAAAACAUCCUAACGACGAAUGAUGGAUAUGUUAUUAUCCCGAUAUUAUGUGAAUGGCUUAAAAGAAUAUUUGAAAAUUUCCGUUUUUUAAUUAAAAACAAUAAUUUUACAUCCUGCAAGAGACACAGACACGUGCACAAGCAUUCAUUUGUUAUGAAUGGCCAAAAUAGCAAAUGGAAUGUCUCGAAAGAUAGAGACCUUAACGUCUACUUGUGUGUCAUGGAUUCUUCCCUUAGAGGAGGGAAUUAUCCAGUGGGUAAUCUAGCAGGGGCAGAAGCGGGUGUAGAAGCUGAGGCAGAAGCUGGGGCAGAAACUGAGGCAGAAGCUGGGGCAGAAGCUGAGGCAGAAGCUGGGGCAGAUGCAGUGGAGGGAGCAAACCAUCGAGACGCGAUGAUUGGGGUGGGAGCGCACCUUGUGCCGUGCCAAAGAAACUUCACAUCCAUGGAGGAGGAGAAGCAUUAUGAGGAACCAAUUGAUCGGAUCCAUCUAUGUGAUAAGAACGUGAAAAAUAUAAACGGAUCCAAAAGAAAAAGAUAUAGUGUAAGCAGCGUGAGCACAUGUACAAGCAGUAAGGACGAUAGUGGAUCUUUUUAUGAGAAUGUAGAAAUUAUAAAAAAUUGGAGUGAUACAAAAAAGGAGAAAAUUAAUUGUGCAGAGGUAAAAAACAUUGCCAAGUAUGAAAAAAAAACCUUGAAUUAUAAAAAAGCGAAAAUAAUACAAAGUAAAUGUAGCAAAACAAAAAUGGUAAUCAAAGAACGAGAGGAUGGAAAAAACAAAAUAAAAUAUAGGUACAAUAAUGCAAAGGUAAAUUUAUUCGAGUUUCGAAUAAAGAAUUGUAACCAUAUUUCUCUUGCUUCGAACAGGAAGGAUCAAGACAUACAAAAAGAUAUUGCUUAUAUGUACAAAGACAUGAAACAUUACUUCUCCAAUUGUACAUGGGAUUUAGUUCUGUUUGAAUCCAUGGAUAAAGAAAUUCAAUGCAACAACACGGAUAUGACACACAAGGAUGAGAAUCCUAUUUUGAAUGAAAUUUUCAGGUUUAGCAAUUUUGCCAACUCGUGA
Molecule: messenger RNA, 1923 nt
Organism: Plasmodium gonderi
Lineage: Eukaryota; Apicomplexa; Aconoidasida; Haemosporida; Plasmodiidae
Exons: 1
Coding region: 1-1923 (640 amino acids)
Source: RefSeq, a predicted model, not a curated record